Molecule: messenger RNA, 1571 nt
Organism: Ochotona princeps (American pika)
Lineage: Eukaryota; Metazoa; Chordata; Mammalia; Lagomorpha; Ochotonidae
Product: interferon-induced protein with tetratricopeptide repeats 1-like
Exons: 2
Coding region: 126-1556 (476 amino acids)
Biological process (GO): defense response to virus
Cellular component (GO): cytosol
Molecular function (GO): protein binding; RNA binding
Source: RefSeq, a predicted model, not a curated record
CCACUCCCUAUUGUCCUGUCUGGGACUUUCAGCUUCUCUGGAAAUCCACAAGGACUGGCCACAUCACCAAGGACCUGGUCCAGCACUAGGACACCUGCAGCAGCUCUGCUCCCUUCACAGCCACCAUGAGUAAGUGUGCAGAUGAGCAUCAGGUCAAGGAAAAGCUGGGGCAACUGAGAUGUCACUUCACAUGGCAGCUGUUAAUUGAAGACUCCGAGGUGUCUGACUUAGAAGAGAGGAUCUCAGAAGAGAUUCUGUUUCUAGAGACCAGCUACAAUGUGGGAAUUCACAACCUAUUGGCCUAUGUGAAACACCUACAAGGCAAGAAUGAGGAUGCCCUGGAGUGCCUGAAAGAAGGUGAAAAUUUGUGCAGGACAGACCAAGCUGAUGAACCAGAUGUGAGAAGUCUGGUGACCUGGGGCAACUAUGCCUGGGUGUAUUACCACAUGGGCAGAUGGGAAGACACACAGAAGUACCUGGACAAGGUGCAGGAGAUUUGCAAGAGGUUUGACGAUUCUUCCUGCUAUAGAGUGGAGUGUCCUGAGAUGGACUGUGUGGAAGGAUGGGCCUUGCUGAAGUGUGGAAUAAAGCACUAUGAACGGGCCAAGGCCUGCUUUCAAAAGGCUCUGGAAGUGGACCCUGAAAACCCGGAAUUCAACACCGGCUAUGCAAUUGUCACCUACCGCCUGGACUACUCAGCCAGAUGCGAUAUCUGUGAUGGCUUGUCCCUUCCUCCCCUCAGAAAGGCCAUCAGCCUCAACCCACAAGAUGGGUACCUGAAAGCUCUCCUUGCUCUGAAGCUGCAGGAUAUGGGAGAGGAAGCAGAAGGAGAAAAGUACCUUGAAGAAGCUCUGAGCCAUGGGUCCUCACAGACAUACGUGUUCCGGUACGCAGCCAAGUUUUACCGCAGACAGGGCCGUAUAGAUGAAGCUCUGAUGUAUUUAAAAAAGGCCUUGAAGGCAACACCCAAGUCUGCCUUUCUUCAUCACCAGAUGGGACUUUGCUACAGGGAUCAAAUGAUCCAAAUAAAGAAGUCUUCCAACAGGCAGCCUCGAGAUCAGAGUAGAAGAGAUGUGGACAGACUGAUUCGAUUAGCUAUAGACAAAUUUCAAACGGCUACAACACUAAAGCCCAUGUUUGAAAUUGCUUAUGUACACCUGGCACGCACAUAUAUAAAGGCAGGUGAUAAUGAAAAAGCAGAAGACAUUUUCCAAAAAGUGCUACACAUGACACCAGCCCAAAAAAGCAUACUGCAAAGUAUACAUUUCUACUAUGCUCAGUUUCUACAAGUUCAGAAGCAAUCUGAAGUUGAUGCAAUUGAGCAUUAUUUAAAGGUAAUAGAUGUAGGAAAGAAAUCAUUUAUCAGUGGUAGAAGUAUAGAUGCUCUUAAUCAAUUGUUUUCUGAGAGACCAGAGAGAAAUGCAUCAGACCCAGUAGGUUUGAAGCUCCGUGAGUUGAUGAACAAGUGGGAAGAAGUAAAAAAAAACCUGGGGUGCAAUGAGCAAGCUCUGGCAGCAGAUAAUGAUUAUGACAAUGAUAUGGAUUUUGGCCUCUAGGUACUCAACUACUCA